Messenger RNA from Symbiodinium sp. CCMP2592, 12726 nucleotides. The record is from the annotation of a GenBank genome assembly. Lineage: Eukaryota; Dinophyceae; Suessiales; Symbiodiniaceae.
AUGUCGUCAGUCUCGCUUGUCCCUCGAGUGGAGCAGGACAUUAAGGCGAGCAUGGAUAGCCUGCAGCUGAACUUCGGUUUGGACGCCAAGGUGGUCGCAGAAGUGCUCGGCACUGGGAUCCGCCACCUCGAGGAGUUUCGCUUUUAUUCGAGAACGAGGGCGUGGAAGGCAACAUGCACAUACUACACCCAGGCGGAGCAAGACCGCUCUAAGGUUGCCUUGGCCGACCUCGACUCGAUGUUGGCGGACUCCGAACUUCGCACGCUGAAGGAAGCCUUUUGGAUUCGCUACAAGUUGCGCUUUCCUGCCGAAGUGCAACCCUCCGACGCAACAGUCUCCCGCAUCUCUCGGGAACUUUCCAAAAGGAUGCUUUGUAUAUAUGACGUAUGGCGAGUGCGAUCCCUACAAUUCCAGUUAGGCACCUCACAAAAGCGGCGCAAGCUGGCUGAUGGCCUCUAUACCGACGAGCCCGAAGUCGACGAGGUCGUCGCUCGGGAUGUGGACACAUAUCUUCACAAGCUCCACACGCUUAUGAUCGCAUACGCGCUCAACGGGGUGCAGGUGAUCGCGGGAGUGGACCCGGCGGGAGAGAAAGCGCUGGGCGCCAACUCUUGCCAUUUCGUCGAGGCCGCCAUGCAAGUCGCUCCCGCGCAGCGGCUGAGCUGGCUUCAGCAUCGUGAUGCCGAGGAGCGAGCUGAGUGGGUCUCGCGGUUCCGGGAGGGGACCCGGACGCUCGGAGCAGUUAUUAAAGAGGUUAUGGAAGCACGUGACGCCCACUGGUUGGCGCCAGCGCUGCCGGAGGGAGUGCCAGUCGCUCCGAAGCCCCAGCCAGUGACCGCUGAGCCAACCAAGUCCUUGUUCGUCCCGGGACCCAUGGUGGGAGGCAAGCCCACAGCUCGUGUGAUGAAAGAUGGAACCAAGCUUUGCGGUGACUACCAGAAAGGGUCCUGCAAGCACGCACCUCCGUGCCCGAAUGGGGCCCAUCGCUGCGCCGUGGUUCUCCGGGCCGAGCGCGUCUGUGGUGCGCCCAACCAUGGGGCGGCGAAGUGCAAGGCCAAGGCGAAAGCGAGGAGGGAGUUGACCCCUUGCCUGGUGAUGCUUCACCGCGAAGACAUCAUUCUGAGCCGUGCUUUUCAGUGCUGCGGUUGGAAAGUCUUGGCCGCCGAUCGCUUGACCCAAGAGGCCGAUUGCAUUUGGACGGGGCUGGCCGCGCCUCCGCCUAUCUCGCCGGACUCCUUCGAGCAGCUGUUGCAAGGCUGCAUACUAGGCUCCUUCGACAUAACGUGGCCGAGAUCCAGCAAUGGCCUUCGGUUCGGUGCCACCACCGCCACCCGCCUCAGGGGAGUGACCCCUGGGGGGAGGGGUCGCGAGGGUCUCCGCCCGUUCCCAUUCGCCUUUUCCGUCGCAGUCUCCCUGAGCUGGUGGGCUGCUAGGUGUGGCCGCGCGAAGCUCCGGGUCCAUCGAUGGCCGUUGGUGGAGCCGGUGGGUCGGCGCGAGCAUUGGGUGGACGUUGACCCCCGAUCGCGCGCCGACUGGGCAGUGGAGCCUAUGGCUGUAUUCCUGGGCCUGCGCCCACACGAUCCGGGAAUGGACCGCCUGGUCCCGCUUGGGCGAUCCGUGGGCGAGGUCGAGUUACACGACCGGUCCUUGCCGCCAGGGCAUGUGUACGUGGGGCGCGGGCACCAUUCACACAGGCUGCCAGUUACCAAAUGGUGUUCCCCGUACACUCCAGGGCACGACUGCUCCCCGUCCGAGUGGAUGCAUCUCUUUGUCGAGCACAUCAUUUGCAAUUUCUGGACUUCUCUCCCCGACUUGCAGGGCGUGACCCUUGUCUGCGAUUGCCCCUUGGGCUCAUUGUGUGAAAGGGAUGUCCUGGCAGGCCUGGUGUGGUACCAAUUGGCCUCGAGCCGGAGUGGAGGCAGCUGGCAGGGUAUGCCAGCCCCGGCAUGGAGUGCCGCGUGGGCCGCCUUCACACAGAUACCAGCCUCGGUCGCCCAUGUCAUUCCCUACUCCCCGCAGGAGUCCGUCAUCACGGCUUUCCGCAGCCUGUUCCCUUCCUCGGCCUUCCGUGGCUUCGUCUUUCCUUUCAUCGAGGACCUGGUGAACAGUCCUCCUUUCACUCUUUUCCCCCAGUGGUUGCGGGAACAAGGGCUUCGCUGGGAUGGCGCGUUGGGCCCUUUUCUUUCUGACCCAGCCUGCAGGUUGAUGCAGCGCACAGCGGAGGGUCAGCAAGCGGGGGCGCUUUCGGGGAGGGCGGCGCUUCCCCCCCUCCUCCCCUUCGGCCUGUCCCCGGAUGAGCAUUUCCGGCAGGCUUUGGCUAGGGGGGACGACCCCUUGCCUACAGAACACCCUCCGGUCUUGGACCAAGACCUCCACUUUGCGGCAGCGAUGACUGUCGGGUCUCUUCUUCGCGAGUUGAGGCGCGAGUGUGUCGGCCCGCUUCGGGAGUUGAAGCGCCGUUGGAGCCAUGUGGGGGACCACCUGCGUAAGCUCCAGACUCCGGCGGUCCGGCAGGUCACGGCCCAGCGGGACCUGGGCUUGCUCAGUCUCUUUGUUGUUCUGUUGUCUUGGCCGGAUACCACUCUCCCUUCACACCUUUUGUUCGGCAUGCCCGCGGUCGGUACCUCUCUCCCCUGCGGAGUCUUCCCGCAGCAGGGCUUCGACACAAUUCCACUCCAUCGUCUUUUCGAGAACGUGGAAUCCCACAACAAAGCUGUCCAAGGAUCGAUUCGGCCAGGCCCGCACGAUGACUUUUUGCUGGAGCAAUCUACCAAGGACUUCGAAGCGGGGUUUUGUUCGGCACCGUUGUCCUGGUCGGAGCUUCUUCGCCACACCAAGGGCAAACCGAUUCGUUUGAUACCGAGGUGCGUGAUUUCUCAGGCUUCCGGGAAGCAGAGGGUGAUCGACAACGCGGACCAUGGAGGCCAGAGCGAGUUGAGCUCUGACUCUAACAAGUUGGUCUUGUGCUCAGCCCUCCGCCCGGCCCAGCAUGUUUCCUUGGCAAUGCGAUGCGCCAGCCCGGCGGUCGCCCGCCGCCUGCUGGAGGAAGACCAGUGGGAAGGCGGCGGCGAAGACUGGCCGGACGCCUAUCGCCAUUGCCCUAUGGACGAGGACCAGUCCAGGGCCUGCGUGGUGGUAUGGUACCAUAAGGAUUGGACCCAGCCGGCGUACCAGGUAUAUUCCGGCCUCCUCUUUGGGCUCCCUUUGGCAGUGACCAGCUUCAAUCGGCUCAGCCGCUUCUCCGAGGCGGUUGGCCGUAGGCUUGUUUGUGUCCUGGUCUCAAUGUAUUUCGACGACGCGCACCUUACCGACCCCGCUUCUGCGAAGGGCUCAGCCCAGUUCGCCUUCUCCGAGGUCAACAAACUUUUGGGCUCCCCCUUCGCGGAGGCGAAGCGACAACCGAUGAGCACAGUCGGCGACUUUCUCGGGCUGGAGUGGGACUUCCGCGACGUGGGGUGUCACCACGUCGUUAGGUUCUGGGUCCGGUCCAGGCUCCAAGCCAAGGUCGAGGCCCUUUUGUCGCAGGCUGAGCAGGAUAACUCCCUACCCCCAGGCUUGGCGUCGAAGCUGUAUGGCAUGCUCAAUUUUCUCGAACAGGGGGUGUAUGGCCGGAUUGGCACAGGGGGCAUCGGCGCCCUCAAGGAACGCCAGUACGAGGCAGCUCGGGAGUUGACCCCAGCGAUUCGCUCAUCAUUCGAGUUUAUCCGAGCCAUCUUGACACUGCGACCGCGUCGGUCCGUGGAGGUGCUUCCCUCCCCCUGUGCCCGAUUCGUCGCAGCUAGCGAUGCCGCGGAGGACGAACCGCGCAAGGGCACGGGCGGUUUCCUGUUGCUCUGGCCGGGCAGCGAGCCCGGCCGCGAAGCCUUCGUGGCACAGGUCGAUCGGCACACAUAUGAUGCCUUUCUCCCGGGGGAGGUUAAAAUCGCGCAGCUCGAGCUUUCAAUGGUCCUCUUCGCCCUUACAGCCCGGGCUUCUACUUUUCGUUCUCGUCGUGGCACCUGGUACAUUGACAACGUAGCCGCGCUUAUGGCUCUUAUUCGAGGGCGUUCCGAUUCUCCCGACCUCGAGCGGCUGGCACACCUCAUUCAUGUGGCCCUCUUCUCUCUUCAAGUUUGGGUAUACUGGGAGUGGGUACCCAGUAAGUCCAACUGGUCCGACUCGAUCAGUCGAUUGGGUGCGUCGGACCCGUGGGCUGCUUCUCGCGGCUUCUGCCUCCACCACGCUCUUUUUCCUACCGAGGUGUGGUCUCUGCCUCUGGUGCCGGCCAUGCUGGUGUUUCAGAGCAAUGUCGUCUCCUAUGUUACGGAAGCCAACGAGCUCUUGGAGGUCCGAGCUGGAGUUCCCUACCAGGAGCUGGUGCUGCAUGCUUCCAGCAACCUGGCCACAAACGCUUCCGAGAUUCGCGCCAAGCUGGUCUUCGCCACUGCUACUACCGAUGAUGACUGUCUCCCCGGGCGAGCCAGUGAGGUGCCAAAUAUCGUUUUUCAGCGCAUUCCGGUGCCCACUUCCCUGGACGGUGACACCCCUGGAGUGACUCCUGCGGAGACCUACGAGAACCGCUGGGUCAACGCCAGGUUCCCAUACAGCGGAGCCUUCAAAGUCUGCUACAUGGAUCUCUCUGGAGCGGCAGCAUGGCGACUAGCAGCGGCUCCUUUCGACGUGGUGGGCACCGGUGCCAACAGCUUCGAGUUCUGGUGCCUGGAUGAUGUGACGGUUGACUGCACCCUUCAGAUCGCUGGGCUGGGCAUGAAGACCAACUGGUACCUCACCGUUGUUCCAGUCAACGGUGUGUGUGGCGCCAUCGACUAUGCUGGCUCCUUUGGCCAGAACGUUUCCGUGAUCACGUCAGAGGCUGGUAGCGAGUCCUCAGCCACGCACAGCCUGGGUCCUCCAGUGAGUGCCGGUGCUGGCACGUUCGCUGUAUGCUUCUGCCCUGGGUACAAUGCAGACAGCUCGGCCGCCUCCUGCACAGCGUCCGAGGACUUCGUGCAGCUCACCGGUAUCCUCUUCGUGACGGAAGCUGUGCCAGUCCAGAAUCCGCAUCCUCAGCUCCGCUUCACCCUUCGGGUACACUGCGGCAGCACCACUGAAGGGGGCUGCCCGGCCACAACAGAGCCCAGGAUCAAGAUUGUCGAUGCGGCUUCCAGCAACAAUCGCCCAGCUUUUGAUACCCUCAGCGGCUGCCGGGCUGCAGCCCAGUCAGCCAGCUAUAUGUCCCCGGAGAACUGUGCCAGCCCCACACGCUGCACGCUGCCUCCCGCUGUGGCCAGCAGCACGGUGCCAGAGUGGGCGAAUCUCAGACUCUUCCCGACAUUCGAGAACCAAGCGCAGAAGCCCAUGCUCUACGACGUCUGCUUGUGCCUGGGCUCCUGCGACCAGUCGGCGAACUGGUUCAAGGCGGGAAGCCUACAGACCUCCGUCAUCCAGGUUUUGCCGCAGCCGACUGUGGCCAACAAGGUUCUGGAUCUGCAGCUGCUGGGCACGCAGGGUGGUUGGUCACAGGCCACUGGAUCUGCGCCGGAACUGAAAUUCCUGGAGGAUGACGAAGGGGUGUUUGGCGCUUCAGAGUGCUUCUCACGCACACAAAGCUUGCAGAGCUUGGCCGGUCACUUCUGUCUGACCAGCACCGACUGCAAGGCUCCGACAUCAAGCGGGACAGACGGCCAUGUGUGGGAGGAUGUCCGCUUUCUCUUUGCAGGUAUGUACGCCGUGUGCUACUGCGAGCAGCAGUGCCGUAGCCCUGUGCAGUGGAGCCUCUUGGAGUGGAAACUCGUCGAAGGCCCUUCGAGGCACCACAGCUGGCAGCGCUAUCGGGGUCUUCUCUUCGACCUGACGCUGAGUGGUUUUGGGCUUGGUGCUGCGAAUCGUCUGGCUGCCUUUCCUGAUGGGCGAGAAGGCAGCUGCGGUGGUCCGGCCGUGGCUGCCCAGGUCUCUGUCCCGGACACAGCGCCCCAGCAGCUCGGGGACGCCUCCGGCGGUGGCCUGCUGUCGCUGACUCGCACUUACGACGGCCUUCUGGUGAGUUGCAGUCAGCCUCAUGGGCUGACCGGUACCACGGAGUUUGUCAGUUUCUCGGGGGUGACCAGCUCCAACUGUGACUACUGCGCUGGGACUGUCAAUGCGAGGCCCCACCGAGUCAUCCGCUUGCCGUCCUCCACGCAGUUCGUCCUCGCGCUGGAAUACUCUGGCACCUUCCCUCAAUUUGGGCUCUCCGGAGCCAUGUGGUGGCGGUCAAACGAAGCCACAUGGCAGGACUUGGUGGCGAUGUCUCCCGGAGUAGUGUCGGUUUGUUGGAGCGCCACGGCGUCAGGGUCGCUGACCGACUUUGCCUCGUUCGCCGGUCGCCUUGAAAUUCUAGAGGCACCCCUCUUCGGCGCGACAGUGUAUCCCACGGCGCUGGAAGAAGGCGUGUCUGCACCGAUGGUUGUGGCGUUCACGACCCAGAACCAUGCAAGAUAUUCUGUGGAGCUCGGCGAGAGUCGUCUGCGCCUGCGCUUUCCGCAUCUUUCACUGCUGAAGCCCGCAGGGCCCGAAGGCUCUUCAAGCGCAGUGACUGUGGCAGACGCCACACAAAGCAGCUGUGGCCGCAUCCUCCGCGAGAUCUGGUCUGAGGAUGCGGACGGCUUUCCAAUGCCAAAGGGCUGUGCGUACGAGCACGAUGCUACCAGCGGCACAGACUUCCGCGAGGUGUCUCUCAUUUUCUCUGCCCGCAGUGGCCUCAAGCCCUCCACAUCCUACCAACUGGUUCUCGAUUUCGUGGCCUUCGCAGCAAGUUCGGCCUCUGCAGCGAAACCUCCGGAGGGACUCCUGCAGCUGUGGGCUAUGGAUGACCUCACUGCGAAGCCGUUUGGAGUCAUCGAGUACGCGCCCGCUUGGCUCGAGGAGGAAAUUCUUACAGGUGCCACUGGCUCGGCACCCCGCUUCCACGUGGCAGGGGGUGCCGAGAUCGUUGAGGAAGGAGGCAGCGAUGUGAUUGACCUCGCUGCACAAGGUAACACUGCCAGCAUCGGUUUCAGGCUUCGUGCAGAAGCCGGUGCCAACAUCGUGACUGGCGGACGACUGCACAUUUUUUUCUGGCCUCUGACACAGUGGCACCUGAACGAAGCCUGCGCUGCUGAGUGCCUGCCAUUCCUCGGGACGGCAUGUGCUGCCCCGGCCUGUGCAACACAGGUGUUGGCCACGCGGCGUUGCUCCUUGAGACUGGUGUUUGGAGACAUGGAACCCAUCACCGAGACCGUCCAGCACACCGUUCGGCUGGUGUCCUUGGUGCCGCCUCCCGGCGGCUUUUUUGCGGCAGCCGCGGGAGCUGAGCUCCGUUCCUCCAGUGGCAUGGAGCCGAGCUACCGCACCACCACAGGUGCACUGCUCUUCGCACCACCUUCAGCAGCCGGUUCGGUCAUGGCCGGCCUGGGCGAGGACCAUCCCUUCCGCGGCGAUCGCCAAAACAACAUCUUCCUGAGGCUCGUCUUCGGCGCCUCAGUCUUCGGUGGCGCCUCUGCUGCGGCCCCAGGUGGGGCCGGUGCUGCUGCGGCCUCCCCGGGCUUCGAGGUGGACCUGUGCAGCUGCCUCCGGGCUAUGCUUGCACCCAGGCUGCAAGGCCGUGGCAUGUCUGCCAGAAAGCGGAUGUUGCGCGUCUACUGGGCUUCGGGCAAACUCGCCCUGGCUCUCGAGCCCGAGGAGUUCGCACGCGUCGCAGCAGGGCCUUCCCCAGUUCGGGGCCUCAAAGAGCAUCUGCAAAGUCAGUGCAAGAGGUCUAGAUUCAGGCAGCGCCUGCUUCGUGAUGGUGCUCUCUUGGGCGAGGACGCCACCCUCGAAUUGCCACUAGAGCUCCAGCUUGUGAUUCUCCCAUUUAGCCAUGCCACGGACCUACAGAUCACUGAGCUACGACGCGCCGUCGAACGCGAUCAACUUCAGGAGGUGGAGGCCAUCCUACAGCGGCCACAGGAUGCAGAUCUCUCUGUUGCCCGCGACUGGACCACAGCAUUGCACGUGGCAGCAGAGCAUGGCUUUGUGGCAGCCGCGAGGCUGUUGCAAGAGGCUUGCGCAGACGUCGACAGGCCGGACAUUGUGGGGUCCACACCCCUGCUCGUGGCGGCCAAAAACGGCCACCUGAGCAUGGCACGCUGGCUGCUGGAAGCACGGGCAGACCUGAAUGCCAAGUGCUUUGCUGGAGGGAACGGGGCGAACGGCGGCCCCGGCCGCUCCUUUGGGCCCACGCCGCUCUUUAUGGCGGCCUUGACUGGGCGCCUUGAGGUCGCUCGGCUUUUGUUGGAUGCCCGGGCGGACAAAGAGAAGUCCGAGGCCCACUCCACCCCGCUCUUCGUGGCAUCACAGCAGGGACACAGAGAGCUCGUACAGCUUUUGCUCGAAGCCAAUGCCAACAAAGACAGCACCAACGAGGAAGGCGCGACCCCUCUGCUGAAGGCUGCGGAGCGUGGGCACGCGGACGUGGCCAGGCUCCUCCUCGAGGCUGGUGCGAGCAAGGACAAGGCCGACUGUUCCGGGUCAACUCCUUUGUUCGUGUCCUGCGUGGCCGACCGAUUGGAGGUGGUGCGACUUCUGCUGGCAUUCGGAGUUGACAAGGAUGCUGAGAACAAGUACGGGGACACGCCAUUUUCUAUUGCAUGCCGCUGCGGCCACAUGAGUAUCGCAGACCUGUUGAGGGAGAGCGGUAUCGAUGCAGGUUCUGCGGCGCCCGAGGAGCUUGAUUCUUACAUGACUUCUCGGGCGAUGCCAGAAGCUCCGCAGGGUCGGGGCGACAUUGGCCUUGAUCCGCAGAUCGAUGGCUAUUGGCUUUACAGCGGACGUUUCUGCAUGUACGUGCUUCGCUCGUACGGUGUGGUGUACGCCGGCAGUGCCAUUGUCCUGAAGGUGGUGGUCAACAAUCCCAUCUUCGCACUGCCCCGACGUGACCCACAGAACGUUUGGACCCUGAGGCUGCGGGGCAGCACAGCCCCCCUGGCCGCAGCUACGACCGCUCUGCCUCGGACUGGAGCACUUGCCGCUCUGGCGGAUGUCUCGGAAAGGCUCAGGAAAAAUGUUCCGGUCCUGGGGGUGCUCAGAGAUGCCACGGUCACGCCUCAGUUCUUCGGAGCCGGCAUCACCAGGAACUGGCUCUCCGUGUUUUUCACGGCCGAGCAGGGCGGGCCUGGCAAUGGUGGGGCAGUCGAGCUCCGGGUGCCUGAGGGCUUCAGCUUUCCACCCAGCUGCCUCACUCAGCCACUGCCGGCUUUCCACUAUGCCACGCCUUCUGCGCAGCUCGCUGGGACGGCUGCUCUGCGCUCCACUGCGCCACUGGCUGUGCGGCGUUGCCGGGUCGGAGGUUUGCCCAACAUCGCUGAGGUGACGCUGCCCAGCAGUGCACGGAUUGCAGCUGGCAGCACCUACGGCUUCGAAAUCCAAGUCUUCAAUGCGGUGCAGUACAGCGUCGGGCAGCAGGAUGGAUUUAGGCUGACGACUCGGAGCGCUGCAGGUGACGACAUGGAUGCGACGUAUCACACCAUCCGGUACGUUGCCAGCGACACCGAAGGUCCUGGCACAUCUUUCGGAGUCUAUCAAGAGCCGAUGCCCGCAGGCUCCUUUGUUCUGUCCUUCGACAGCAUGCUGCCAUACUCGGAGAGUGGCUUAGCCACUCGAGUGGUCGUCUUCCCUUUGAAGGUGCCCUUCGACUCUCUGGAUCCCGUGACCUGGCGACUGGUGGCCCCGCUGGGCUUCAUUUGGGACUUCCGGCCGGCAGAGUUCUUGUAUCGGCGGCAGGACAUACUCGGCGUCACAGCCGAUUUGCCACUGGAAACAGCACCCGCCUCUCCAUCAACGGAGCCUUUGGCCAUCCUGGCGGUGGUCAACAACUUCCAAGGAAACUGGGAUCGGACGCAGACCUACGGCUUGGUGGCCAGGAUCCGCGUGCCGGAUGGCACACCACUUGCCUCCAGCAACGUCUUCCUGUUGGAGUUCGGCUACGAGGCCACGACUGCGGCGGGGCGCCGGGCUGCGGCCAGCGCCCCCGCACCACAGGUCAGGGCCUUGGUGAACUUUCACGUGGACUACUUCCGCACCUCCCUGGCGGGACAGCAGAAUGUUCUCAUGGUCCAGUUCCAGUCCAUCACAGCUCUGCCGGUUGGUGGCAGCUUACUUCUGGAUUCGCCGGCCGGCUUCGCGGUUGAGGAGAGCUGCGCAUUGCAAGCUGCGGCCGUGGAGCUCCCGUACCAGGACUUGGCUUCAACCAGCGCUGCUCUCCUUUGCAGCGCUUUUGUCCCAGCCACGACGCAACGGCCACAGGUCACCCUGCGAGUGGUCACUGGUGAGGUGUCGGCGGGGCCCUAUGUCAUGGCCUUGGCAGCCCGGAAUCCGCUGGUCCCGGAGCUGGGAGGCCUGGUGUGGCGACUUUCCAGUUUCACCAAUGCUGUCGAUGCGGAGGUGGCAGACCUGGGCUCGACAGUGGAAGGCUUCCAAGUGGAGUCGAUGAUGAACUUCGGUGGCCUCCUGGGUCCCGAAAGUGGCGUGAAUCCUGCAACCACGGGACGCGACGAUCACCCUGGCCAGGUGACCAACGUCAUUCUGGCCUUCGAGCUCGCCUCCACGCCCACCGGGGCCGGCGAGUCGACGCUGACAGUCAAGGCGCCGACCGGCUUCAGCUUCCCGGCGCUCUGCACUGUGGUAGUGACGGGAGAUGUCUUUGGACCGGGCGCGCUGAUCCCUCUGGCAUUCUCGGCUUUCGAGGCCUCUGCCGUAGUCAGCACCUGCGAAGGCGGGGGCCGGACGGCGCGGCUGUCUGUGGCUCCGGGGUUGAUCCGAAAUCGUCGUUACGUGAUGCGGCUUCAGGGCGUAAAUGGCGAGGAGACUGCAGAACAGAACCUCUGGACCAUCAGCUUCGCGGGCGAAGCAACUGAGCCCUUUGAGGGCUACCGGCUUUGGCGCUUCACUGAGGUUGCGGUGUUGCCAGAUGCAACAGCGCGAUCAACACCCGCCGAGGAGACACGCAACAAUGUAACACUACGCUUCCGCACGACGAGCGCAGUGACAUCCGCCGGCUUCGUUGCGCUUCAGGCACCUUUCGGCUAUGUCUUCCCCACGCUUUGCCAAGCCACGUUGCAAGAGCUGGACGCCGCGGACAUCCCGAUCGCUGGCGGAGUCGUUUCCUGCAGAGGCACGCCCCUCCCGGGACCGACGGCAGCCCUCCACCCCGUCGGGUCCUCCAUGCUCGCGGCAUUGGUGAAAUAUCAACUGAAUGUGGUCGUUCAGAAUCCCACUGUCAUCGCCUUGGAGGCCGGGACGUGGCAGAUUCAAAGCUAUGCCACGAAGGAGGCCGACUAUAGCAACCUGCUGGACAUUGGUGAGGCUCCUGGCUUUCACCUCACCGAAGUUUUUCACACACUUCGGAUCAUCUACCCUCUUGCCACGCCUUCCACGAUUGACGAGCUGGAGCUCAGAAUGCAGAUCCUCCUCUCCACAUCGCUGGAGAUCGGCGAUGUCCUGGAGAUCGUAGCUCCCGACGGCUACGAUGUCACCGGCAACAGCACGUCUGAGUUCGACAACCUGCAGAGGGCAUGCAACAAGUUCCGCCAGUGGUCAGCAGCUGCACUGCCGAUACCUACUUGCGACAUCCGGGUCGUGCACUUCGAGUUCGCCACCACAGGCCUUGCCGUUGUCGACGUCCCGGGCGCGCAGGCGCUAACUCCUCUGAUGGACUUCAGUGUGACAUCUUUGUACCCACGAAAGACGCUCAGUGUUCAGGCCACCACGUUCCAUGGCGAGCAACGACGGGGCACCGCUGUGGUCUCCGCCAAGACGGUGCCCGGGCAGCUGGUGACUCCACGGCUGCUGGAGAUUUCGGUUGUCCGUGCCGAUGCUUUUGUGGCUGUCCAGAGCCUCGCCUCGCUGCAGCUGACCUUCCGUGUGAGUCAGGAUGCGCAGGCACUGCACAUCACCACGGAAGUCCAGGACGCCGCAAGCCAAGCCGAGCCCUUGCGAUUCGACUUUGCUGCCGCCACUGCGAUUGUCGUGGGCACGGAGGUGAGCCAAGUGAUUCGAAGCAAUGCAUCGCUGCUCUUGCACAUGGCUCUGGAGCAGGGACGUGGCUACAGCUUGACGCUCGGAUCAGUUGCAAAUCCCUCCACUCCGGGGACAGCAUUGUGGACACUGACGAGCUAUGUACUGGCAGAGGACGGCUCCUUGAACUUGGCUGAUCCGCGGGAUAGGUCGGUCAACUUUGCGGGGCCUGUGACGCUCAAUCGCUUGAGCAUCGAUCCUUCGUCCACAAGCCUCACCGAUCCUUUCUUCGAUAUCGUCAACACGGAGCUGAGCCUGUCUUUCGUGGCCUUUCCUCGCGUAGUAACUGGCGGGCAAUUCCUCGUCCUCUCUGCCCCGGCCGACUUCGCCUUCCUCGAGAAGAGCUUCAGCCCAGGAGAAGGAUUCCCGCUGAUCUCUGGGCAAGUUGCAGUUGUCGAGCUGGAGGGUAGCCGGCCCAGCUAUGCCGUGCAGAUUCUUUCGCCGAUCCUGCCAAGCCAAGCCGUGAAGUUCUCGGUCAGGCCGGGCGUUUCAAGACGGGCGAUUUUUGUUUGCCCUUGGGGCCAAUGUCUUUGGCUUCGGAUGGCUAUGGUGCUGAGAAUCUAUGUUCUGACUUUGCUACAGAUUGUCAGCUCUGCAGCUCUGCUGCGCAGGUGUUCUCGUGCAGCAGGAGAGCACUUUCCUACCAGGGUCCCUUCAUGCCAUACCUGCCCCGCCUAG